AAACUGUCAACUUCUGUAACCUGUUUGGUGUUGGUGUAUUAAAGUUUCAUUACAUGACCUAUUGUUUUUCGAAAAGAAUUAUACGCCUGAGUAACUAAAUAUGAAGAUUGAUAGCAAACCACUAAGAUACGCUCAUGCUGAAGGCCAUACUGAUCUAUGUUACACUGAAAAUGGACAAAACAUUAUAACAUGCGGGAAUGACGGCGAUGUUAGAAUAUGGGUAGAUAUUGACGACGAUGAUCCCAAUUCACAUUGUGUUGGGGAAAGUGCAGUUUCUGUUUGCUACAAAGAAAAACGACUCUAUGUGGCCACUGAUAAUCACGCAGUUCAAGCUUAUACGUACCCUGCCUUUGAUAAAGAUGGUAUUGUCACGAGAUUUACGGCCCCAGUUACACAAAUCAAAUCAACAAAUAAAAUUGAGGCUUUGGGAUGUACAUCAGAGAACAUGGAAGCUAAGAUAUGCAGCCUUGAAGGUGGUGCUCCAUUAUUUGUUAUGAAGGAACACACUGGGCCUGUACUAAGCAUUGCAAUAUGUCCUCACAUGAAAUAUGCUAGCACAGCUUGUGGUGAUGGAAAGUUGAGAGUGUGGGAUAUUGACACACAAAAAAUUGUGAAGGAAACCUCUUGUAUACCAAAGAUCAACACAUUUUACGCUGCCAAAGUACUAUGUCGAAUGGAUUUUGAGCCCACAGAAGGAAAGUAUUUAGCAUACCCUAAUAACAGAGAGGUUGUCUUGUUAGACUGUGAGAGUUGGGGGCAGAGGAUGACAUUCACACAUCAUUUGAUUAAAUGUGCGAUAUCACAGUGUGUGUUUUCACCAUGCGGGGAGCAUUUAGCUGGUAGCACUGUUGCUGGGCAAAUUGCAGUGUGGGAAACUGGCUCUGGAGUGUGCACCGGUAUCAUUGAACACCCUACAUCACACAAUGUCACUGCUAUGGCUUGGAAUCCUAAAGGUAAUGGUGUGUUGGCAUAUUGUGACACUGCUGGUCAACUCGGUAUGCUAGUUAACUGCUACGGAAAAGACAGCAGCAAAUUUGGAGCUGACUCUGAGGAUGUAGAAAUGGUGGAGAGGGAUAAUGACGAUGGCGACGUAGUGGAUGACUUAAUAGAGAAUUACGAAAGUGACGAUGACAAUGCUAUAUCACUUGAAAGAAUUAAGAAUGAGACUCUUGGGAUUACUAAGGAGCACGAACAGGAUGACUCGCGGCCGGCGUCCAGGCGCGAAACACCCGCGCCCUCUACUGUACCACCACAACCACCCUUCCAACCGUCUUCCACACCUGUACACUUGGAGCAUAGAUACAUGUGUUGGAAUGAUAUAGGCAUAGUGCGCUGUCAUACCCAAGAAAAUGGAGAAUCCACUAUUGAUGUAGAAUUUCAUGACACGAAUUUGCAUCAUGGCAUACAUUUGAACAACUAUUUAAACCACACAAUGGCGAGUUUAUCUUCUACCGUAGUUGCUUUGGCUUGUGAAACGCCCAGUAAGCUGGUGUGCAUAUCUCUGGUAGGUAGCAGCAAGGAGUGGAGUGUGUCGAUGCCGGACACUGAAGAGAUUUUAUGCAUAACAGCGGCAAGUGGCAUCGUCGCCUGCGCUACUAACCUCCGCCUGCUUCGGCUGUUUACACCGCUAGGCACACAGCGACAGGUAAUUUCACUGGCUGGCCCAGUGGUUACUUUAGCAGGUUACAAUACUACAGUAUUUGCUGUGUACCAUAGCACAGACCCGGGACCCUCAGAUCAACAUCUCGCUAUGGAUAUUAUAGCUGUUAAUGGUCAGCAAGUCCGCAGCCGCUCAGUGGCGGUGCCGCUGUCGCCGGGCAGCCGCCUGCGCUGGCUGGGCGCGGGCGCGGCGGCGGGCGCGGGGCCGGGCGGCGCGGCGGCGGCCGACAGCGCGGGCCGCCUGCGCCUGCUGCCGCCCGCCGCCGCGCUGUGGCUGCCGCUCGCGGACAUGGACGCGCACUCGCGGGGAGCUUCCGACUCGUGGUUCAUUGUCUCUGUAAGUGAGACAACACAAAAAGUUCGUGCUAUACUCUGUAGAGGAACCUCCUUCCCAGCAACGGUACCGAAACCAAUCGUCUCAGAAUUACCUUUACAAAUACCACUAUGUGAAAUGGAUACGGAAAAAAGCCAAUACGAAGAACAAUUAGUAAGAUGGGCUCACACCUCGGCGGAUGUUGACGUAAAGACUGCGAGAGAAACUGCAUUGAAACUUUUUGCGCUUGCAUGCCGUAGCGAGAUCGAACAAAGAGCGUUGGAACUUAUGGAAUUACUGAAAGACGAUCGUUUACUCCCUCUAGCGGCCAAAUAUGCCUCGCGUUUGGGCCGUGUGCAUUUAGCCGACAAACUUUCUAACCUAGCAGAAACUUGGGAGAAAGACUCUGACAAACUGAACGUCGCACAAAACUCACACUUUACAGAGCUUGACACACAGGAAACGAAUGACGACACUAAUGCGGGAGAAGAUUUAAAUGCGAGUUUAAUUAUACCACAAAAAGUUAAAGAGAAAAAAGUUGAAGCCGAAACGACUCUUAAGCCAAUUCCCAUUAAGUCAUCGCCUGGUAGAGCUAGAAACAUUUUCAAAAAACAAGCAUCAAACACAAAGAAUGGGCCGAGUCCACUAAGCUUGACUGAGAGAACACUAGUGGAGGUGCACAAUCCUGCUGAUACUACCGAGAAUGAUGACCCUUUGACACCUAUAGGAUCUGAAACCUUUGUAGAAUGGUUCACAAGAAAUAAAUCCGUUCUCGAAAAUCAGAACCCUGGACUAGGGCCAUCAGAAUUAACACGCCAUGGCAUCAAGCUCUUUAAGACUGUACAAGGAAAGAAUGCAACUAGUUCAGAAAACGGUCCUAAAAGAAAAUUGGACGAAGAUAGCAAUGGAACAGAACCCGUCGUCAGUAACGCUUCUAAGCAAUCAAAACUUAGUGCCUUCGCUUUUCAAAAGAAAACAUAAAAUAAAUAAGAGCAGUUAAUAAUCAUGGAAUUGUAAAUAGUCCCUUUGUCUUUUAUUUAUACAAUAAAAUGUUUAAAUAUAAUUAUGCAUCCAAAAUGA
This is a messenger RNA of Trichoplusia ni (cabbage looper), 3052 nucleotides long. RefSeq names its product WD repeat and HMG-box DNA-binding protein 1 (gene Ctf4). Gene Ontology annotation, biological process: DNA-templated DNA replication; DNA repair; mitotic cell cycle. The transcript is spliced from 16 exons. The record is from RefSeq and is a predicted model, not a curated record. Bases 101 to 2953 code for a protein of 950 amino acids. Lineage: Eukaryota; Metazoa; Arthropoda; Insecta; Lepidoptera; Noctuidae. Gene Ontology annotation, molecular function: protein binding; chromatin binding. Gene Ontology annotation, cellular component: nuclear replication fork.